Molecule: messenger RNA, 837 nt
Organism: Dioscorea cayenensis subsp. rotundata (Guinea yam)
Lineage: Eukaryota; Viridiplantae; Streptophyta; Magnoliopsida; Dioscoreales; Dioscoreaceae
Exons: 1
Coding region: 1-837 (278 amino acids)
Source: RefSeq, a predicted model, not a curated record
AUGUCCUCCACUGGCGAACCCCCUCCCCCUCCUUCCUGGGCAGACAUUGCCGGAGCCGUUCAUAAACGUCCGUUUGGUUCGGCUCCUUUGGAUGAUGAUACUCUUGCGAGACUCAAGGCCACGGUGACUGACUCUUUUCGCGUGGAUGACGAUGCUAAACAGAAAGCUCACCGGAGAUUUAGUCAGGCUCUCUAUGGCAAGCUUUUUGGGAAAUCCCCUCCUUUUGAGACGGUGAAGGCUGCUCUUCUUGGUCUCUGGAAACCUUAUGGAGUCAUUCACAUUGCUGAUAUGCCGAAUGGAUACUUGCUCAUUCGGUGUGAGACUGAAUCAACUAAGCAGCAGCUUCUAUUCAAAGGUCCCUGGUCGGUUAAUGGUUUAACUCUGCAACUGGUCCCUUGGCAACCUUAUUUUGAGCCUGCACAUACUAAGCUCUCUCGUGCGAUGGUCUGGCUCCAACUUCACAACCUCCCAGUUGAGUUCUGGGAUGGUGAAACCUUGGAAUCCAUUACUGAAUCCAUUGGAAAACUCUUGAAGGUUGAUGAGUUUACCUCAUCACUUGCCAGAGCUCGUUUUGCCCGUGUGUGCUUAGAGAUCGACUUGUCUCGUCCUUUGAAGAGGGGCUUCUGGUUAGAAGAUGGUGAUUCCAAAGUGUUUGUUGUGAUUCUUUAUGAGCGAUUACCUACUUUUCAUUAUCGAUGUGGCAUUAUAGGGCACGCAGGCGUCCGAUUCUACGGCGGCACAGGGGUCUCUCCGGGUGACCAGAUGAUGGAGGAUGCCACAGCAAGCGCUGGUGGCGACCUCCCAGUCUCCUCUCGGUCUGGUCCGGAGAGCUCUUAG